AGCUCCGUAGAGCCCACCGGCUGAUAGCGGCCUUGAAGCCUUGUCCGCUGGCACCAUGAGCGGUCGUAGUAGGGGUCGAAGGUCUUCCCGCGCCAAAGGCCGGGGCAAAGGCCGGGCCAGAGCCCGGGUCCCGGCCGCUGCGGACGACAUCUGGCGCGACGAAAAGCCAGCACAGAGCCCGCGGCUAGGAGAGGACGCCGCGGCCGCUCAGGUGCAGGAUGGCACUGCUCAUGGAGGAACGGAACCAGCCGAGCCCGGGGAAGCGGAGGCCUGCCGCCUCCCGCUAGACUGCGGCCUGGCGCUGCGGGCACGGGCUGCGGGCGAGUGCGGGCUUGCAGCCCCUGAUCCGGGCCUGGAGAGGGCUACAGCCCUCGCCGAGCGUCUGACCAGCGACAUCAGCUUCGUGGGAACCGUGGGAGCCUUGGCGAAGCUGCGACAAGGUUCCCGCAUUGGAAAUCGGCGAGUCCCCGGGAGGAAGGCCCCAGGCCCUCGGAGCGCCACGGGGAGGGGCCCUCAGGCCACAGUCAGUGGGAAGCCAAAGAUGGGCUCUGCGAGACCAUGCGCCGCUGCUCCAGUGGGGGAGGAAAAAAAGGUGACAGAGAAGCAUGCUGGGUCAGGGUCCCCUGCAGCAGUAGGCAGCAUGGAUACCCUGGAGACGGUCCAGCUAAAGCUGGAGACCAUGAAUGCACAGGCUGACAGAGCGUAUCUCAGGCUUUCCCGCAAGUUUGGCCAGUUGCGACUUCACCACUUAGAGCGCAGGAAUCUCCUCAUCCAGAGCAUCCCUGGCUUCUGGGGGCAAGCUUUUCAGAACCAUCCCCAGCUGUCAUCUUUUCUGAAUACCAAAGAUAAGGAGGUAUUGAGCUAUUUGAACAGACUGGAGGUGGAAGAGCUUGGCCUUGCCAGAUUGGGCUACAAAAUCAAGUUCUACUUUGGCCGAAACCCCUAUUUUCAAAAUAAGGUGCUCAUCAAGGAAUAUGGGUGUGGUCCAUCCGGUCAAGUGGUGUCUCGCUCAGCUCCAAUCCAGUGGCUCCCAGGUCACGAUCUACAGUCCCUGAGCAAGGAAAACCCAGAAAACAACGGUAGCUUCUUUGGGUGGUUUUCAAACCACAGCUCUAUUGAGUCUGACAAGAUUGUCGAGAUAAUCAACGAGGACCUGUGGCCCAAUCCUCUACAGUACUACCUGAUCAGUGAAGAAGCCCAUGGAGAGAAAGGAAAGGAAGAAAGACCACCAGGUCCAGCAAAACAGCCAGUGGAGAGCCCCAAGCCGGCAGUGAGGCAGCCCAACUGAUCCCGCAUAGAUCUUCCUACUACUGCUGGACCCUUUAGACUGACCACGUGGGUUUGGUUGUCUGCCUUCUAUUUAUACCGUCUUAUGUACACGGUAGCCACUUUGGACUUAUCUUCAAGAAUGUGACAUUUGUGGUAAUAUUCUUUGCUUCCCCAUGGCCUCACCGUGCCACAACAGUGUUACGUGUUUGACACUCACUGCUUGUGCACCCAUCACUUCUGAUGUAUGGCAGUUUUUCUCUACUCUAUCCAGUCCCUGUUCUUAGCUCUGGCCCUUCCCACUGUCUUUUAUGUGGACAUUAAUGAGUCAUUGUCCAGAUGGAUACUCAGCUAUGCUACUUCGUGGCCAGUCACAUGUUACCAAUGGCAAGAUUUUCCAUUGCCAUCACAAAAUGAAGCCAGUGCUUUUAUUCUGUGGGUCUGGAGUCAUCAACCAAGGUUCUUCCUACUUUAUUUCCAGUUUCAGCCUAGGGUCCAGCAAACCUACUGGGUGUGGAUGAGGACAAGGGCAAACAGGAGUAUGUUUUGUUCACAUGGUAUGUCUCCUCUUGCCUCGGAGACAGUCCUCUAGUGAACCCUCAUCAAGUCUGGUCGUGCCUGGUUGCACUCAGUCCAUUGACUUUUGGCUAGGUCAAUGUUAUUGGCUCCAAUUAAAGACCUCAAGAACUGCCUACGGACCCAGGCAUCUUCUCAGUGCAUGGGCUACAAGCCUAGCCUCCCCAGACUUUAGGAAACCUACUGGUUGUCAGACUGGCGGGCAGCCUGCUAUUUGUGAACAUAUGCUUAUUGCUAUCAUGUUGUGAGCCCUGAGAAGGGUAAGGCUUUGGGCCACAACCGGGUAUCUAUGUCAUUUCCCUUAUUCCUUAUACCUUGCUUAGAAGGGACAAGAAGGGAUGCUGAUGAGGACAGAUUUUUCAUUUCUAUGCCUGUGUUUACUUCAUACCUCCAUGCAACUUAGUCCCCUUCCCUGUCAACCUAUCUCUGGACUUCCCUGCUCUCCUUAUGAACCUCUCCCGCCCAUCCUUUUAAAAUAGUAUCACAGCUCAGACAAAAUAGUCAUCAGCCAGACUUUUCUACCUAUAGCUAGGGAGGCAGAAAGGGGCUUCCUUUGCAAACCCAUGUAAUAGGUUGAGAUAGGAUAAAAUAAACCAAAAGAACAACACCCCUCCCCCCACCAAAAAAAAAAAAAAAAACCCAGAAGGCCUCCAGAGACUCUGGUCAGACGACACAGGUCCUGGAUCCUGGGCUCAUUCUGUAAUUCUAAAGUUGUAUGUCUCUGCUAGAAUUAGAAACCCUAAAGCAACAGUGUUGUGGUCUCUUGCUGUGUCUUCUGUCUGUCCAUUUUAAGACCUAGGGACUUCUUUUGUCUCAUUUGAUAGCUUAUGCCACUGGGGUCCCCAGCCCCCAGCUUUUCCACUAGUAGUUCUUUGCUGUCUUUGUUUCUUAGCCCAAAUGUACUCACUGUGGGAGAAUCCCAAGGUGUUCCUGGGGACAGGACAGGAAGAACCUGUUCUAGAUAGUUCUGGUUAGUGUGCAGGCUGAGCUGGACCCUCUCUACCAAGGUUUGCUUGUGUCCUGACUUACCUUCUCUGGAAAUUAGAACUCUGUAAGCCAGUCCCCAUUUUGUGUGGAAGUAUGGAAGACUUCAUUCUAACCUCUGUGAGGGGGUCCUUGACUCAGUGGUAAGGAGAUAAUAGGCAAGGGAAUCAGGGCAAGAUAGGUAUGAACCUGGCAUUGAGUGGGUCAGUAAAAACUUGAUAGAAAUGCCUUCUGAAGCUGUAGAAAUAGUGGUCCUAUCUCUCAGUGAUAAAUGUGACAGAAGAGGCCUUACUCAGGGUUAAGAAGGGAGAGUUAAAGGGGUUGUUGGUAAGCAAGGUGCCUGGGAAAGGAUGGAUUCAGAGUUCUGGGCCGUCUUCAUCAUCACUACUGGAUUUUUUUUUUUUUGUAAUUACAGAAACAAACCUAAAGUAAAGUUACUAUAUUGGGUAGGAGGUGCAUCCCAGUGUAUGUAAGAUUGUGCUAAAUGCUGUGUGUUUGGCCUCUAAGUAAAAUCUUAUCACUCUUUGUAUUUUUGCCUAAUGAGGAAAACAGCUGUAUAAGUUUGCUUUUGCUCUUUAUUAUGUAAAUUUCCAAACUAGGAGUGAAGACAGUGGUCCCUGGACCCUGUGUGCCUCCUACCUAGACUCAAUGAGCAACCAAAUGUCACCUGUAGCUCUUCUUCCUCCUGCAUUUUUAGUGAAAGACCAAGGGAGCAUCUCAGUGCAGUCAGAUAGAGUUUAGGAGACUGAGGCAUCGGGGUGGGUGUGUACUCUUAUGAUCACAGUGAUGAUCAAUUUUGUCAAUUUUGUGUGAAUUGAUGAUUUUUCCAGAAGUGGGAAUUCAUAAAUGAGUUUUCACAAUUAGUGAACUCAGAGUGUUGAGAUAUUCCACUCUCCACCACAGCUACAACAGAAGAAACCAUUCUGUUGUAAAUCUGCCUGUGACCCUGAUGUAAGGCACUUGAGGCCCUUUUCUCCCAUGUAACAUGGAGAUUUAUUUGUAUGGACUGUUAGGGUUGCUGUGUUCUGUGAAAAUAAUCAAAUACAACGUGAUCUUUUCAGUAGCUAUUGUAGUUGAUAAUUUGAUAUCCUGGCAAUAAUGUGAUUCUUUCCCUGUUCCUAAGUGGCAUAAAUACUUGCAAGUGUGCAUGUACAAUGGAAAAAAUAAAAAAGUUCUGUGUCA
Rattus norvegicus (Norway rat) is the source of this 4008-nucleotide messenger RNA. RefSeq names its product TSPY-like 5 (gene Tspyl5). NCBI's taxonomy places the organism in Eukaryota, Metazoa, Chordata, Mammalia, Rodentia, Muridae. Gene Ontology annotation, biological process: nucleosome assembly. Gene Ontology annotation, cellular component: nucleus. The record is from RefSeq and is marked validated.